GAGGAGGCGGGGCGCGGCCAGCGGGCCCCACGGCUCUGCGUGGUGCGGCGGUGGGUGCGCUUGACUGACAGGCGGCGGCGGCGCGGUUGCGAAGGCAGGUUCCCUCCCCGAGGGCUGCACUUCUCCAGCCGGCUCGGCCCACCACCGCCCGCCGUCCACGGAGCAUGCGGACGCCGGCCACGUGCUGGGGGUGUCGCUUCGCGCAGAGGUGAGCCCCGGCCAGCAUGGGGGACUCCAGGACGCUUUGCCCUCACCUGGACUCCAUAGGGGAGGUGACCAAGGAGGACCUGCUGUUCAAAUCGAAGGGAACCUGUCAGUCGUGUGGUGUUACUGGACCGAACCUGUGGGCCUGUCUCCAGGUCGCCUGCCCCUACGUUGGCUGCGGAGAAUCCUUCGCCGACCACAGCACCAUUCACGCUCAGGCGAAAAAGCACCACCUGACUGUGAACCUGACCACGUUCCGGGUGUGGUGUUACGCCUGUGAGAAGGAGGUGUUCCUGGAGCAGAGGCUGGCAGCGCCCCCCGCAGGCCACUCGCCCAAGUUCUCAGAGCAGGACCCUCCGCUGCCCUUGCACCCCCUCAAAACUGUCCCUAUUGCCGUGGCUGACGAAGGAGAGUCUGAGUCAGAGGAGGAUGACCUGAAACCUCGAGGCCUCACGGGCAUGAAGAACCUUGGGAACUCCUGCUACAUGAACGCCGCCCUGCAGGCCCUGUCCAACUGCCCUCCGCUCACCCAGUUCUUCUUGGAGUGUGGAGGCCUGGUGCGCACGGACAAGAAGCCAGCCCUGUGCAAAAGUUACCAGAAGCUGGUCUCUGAGGUCUGGCACAGGAAACGCCCCAGCUACGUCGUGCCCACCAGCCUGUCUCAUGGGAUCAAGUUGGUCAACCCGAUGUUCCGCGGCUAUGCCCAGCAGGACACCCAGGAGUUCCUGCGCUGCCUGAUGGACCAGCUGCACGAGGAGCUCAAGGAGCCGGUGGUGGCGGCAGCGGCGGCGCUGGUGGAGGCCCGGGACUCCGACUCGAGCGACACGGACGAGAAGCGCGAGGGUGACCGGAGCCCGUCAGAGGACGAGUUCCUGUCCUGCGACUCGAGCAGCGACCGGGGAGAGGGCGACGGGCAGGGCCGCGGCGGGGCGGAGCCGCCGGUCCCCGACGAGGCGGGCCGCGCCAUCUCCGAGAAGGAGCGCAGGAAGGACCGCAAGUCCUCCUGGGGCCGGCAGCGCUCCAGCUCGGAGCAGGUGGACGAGGACGCCGACGUGGACACAGCCCUGGCCGCCCUUGACGACCAGCCCGCGGAGGCCCAGCCGCCGUCGCCGCGGCCCUCCAGCCCCUGCCGGACCCCAGAGCCGGACAACGAGGCCCACAUGCGCAGCGCCUCGCGCCACCACGAGGGCCACACCAAGCUGGCCGGCAGCCCCCCUCGGGCGAGCCCCGUGAGGAUGGGGCCAUCGUACGUGCUCAAGAAAGGCCAGGUGCUGAGCGCCGGCAGCCGGAGGCGGAAGGAGCAGCGAUACCGCAGCGUCAUCUCCGACAUCUUCGACGGCUCCAUCCUGAGCCUUGUGCAGUGUCUCACCUGUGACCGCGUGUCCACCACGGUGGAGACCUUCCAGGACCUGUCGCUGCCCAUUCCCGGCAAGGAGGACCUGGCCAAGCUGCACUCGGCCAUCUACCAGAACGUGCCCGCCAAGCCGGGCGCCUGCGGGGACGGCUACGCCGCCCAGGGCUGGCUGGCCUUCAUCGUGGAGUACAUCCGGAGGUUUGUGGUAUCCUGUACCCCCAGCUGGUUUUGGGGGCCGGUCGUCACCCUGGAAGACUGCCUUGCCGCCUUCUUCGCCGCCGACGAGCUGAAGGGUGACAACAUGUACAGCUGUGAACGGUGUAAAAAGCUGCGCAACGGGGUGAAGUACUGUAAGGUGCUGCGGCUGCCCGAGAUCCUGUGCAUCCAUCUAAAGCGCUUUCGGCACGAGGUCAUGUAUUCGUUCAAAAUCAGCAGCCACGUCUCCUUCCCCCUGGAGGGACUCGACUUGCGUCCAUUCCUUGCCAAGGAGUGCACGUCGCAGAUCACCACCUACGACCUCCUCUCCGUCAUCUGCCACCACGGCACUGCGGGCAGUGGUCACUACAUCGCCUACUGCCAGAACGUCAUCAACGGGCAGUGGUACGAGUUUGACGACCAGUACGUCACCGAGGUCCACGAGACGGUGGUGCAGAAUGCCGAGGCCUACGUCCUCUUCUACAGGAAGAGCAGCGAGGAGGCUGUGCGGGAGCGGCAGCAGGUGGUGUCCCUGGCCGCCACGCGGGAGCCCAGCCUGCUGCGCUUCUACGUGUCCCGAGAGUGGCUCAACAAGUUCAACACCUUCGCGGAGCCGGGCCCCAUCGCCAACCACACGUUCCUCUGCCCCCACGGAGGCAUCCCGCCCAACAAGUACCACUACAUCGACGACCUGGUGGUGAUCCUGCCCCAGAACGUCUGGGAGCACCUCUACAGCAGGUUUGGGGGCGGCCCUGCCGUGAACCAUCUAUACGUGUGCUCCGUCUGCCAGGUGGAGAUAGAGGCGCUGGCCAAGCGCAGGCGGAUUGAGAUCGACACCUUCAUUAAGCUCAACAAAGCCUUCCAGGCUGAGGAGUCCCCCGGUGUCAUCUACUGCAUCAGCAUGCAGUGGUUCCGGGAGUGGGAAGCCUUUGUCAAGGGCAAGGACAAUGAGCCCCCCGGGCCCAUCGACAACAGCAGGAUCGCACAGGCCAGGGGAAGCGGCCACAUCCAGCUGAGGCAGGGUGAGUCCCGCCGGCCCCAGCCCUGGCCUCCCAGGCCAGCCAGGCCUGUCCGGAAGCUGCAGCAGCAGAAGGGGCAGGAGAGGCUGCGCACGCGUGCCUGCAGGUCCCGGACCCGGAGAGAGGCAGACCCCGGCCUCAUGUCCGUGCGCAUCACGUCGGAACGUGGUCUACACAGGUUUGCAUGGUGUGGAUUUCCUGGUUGGCUUUUCUGGUUUGCCGUGGAGGACCCGCAUCUGCGCUUCGCUGGCGCAGUGCGGGCCGCCUGGAAAGUGCAGCUUCCUGCCUUCUUGCUCAUUGGAACUCAGCGCAAACAUAACCGGCUCUGGGGCGCCCCCGCCUCUGCGGCCGCGCUGCCAGGCCCGGGUGCGGCGGGCGCCGGUGAGCCGGGUGAUGCCUCCAGCAGCCCUGAGGCCUGGCCCUUCCCAGAGGCCCCGGCCCCACCAGGGUAG
Suricata suricatta (meerkat) is the source of this 3224-nucleotide messenger RNA. RefSeq names its product ubiquitin specific peptidase 20 (gene USP20). The transcript has 29 exons. Gene Ontology annotation, biological process: protein deubiquitination. Lineage: Eukaryota; Metazoa; Chordata; Mammalia; Carnivora; Herpestidae. The record is from RefSeq and is a predicted model, not a curated record. Gene Ontology annotation, molecular function: zinc ion binding; cysteine-type deubiquitinase activity. Bases 225 to 3224 code for a protein of 999 amino acids.